Bursaphelenchus okinawaensis is the source of this 2900-nucleotide messenger RNA. The record is from the annotation of a GenBank genome assembly. Lineage: Eukaryota; Metazoa; Nematoda; Chromadorea; Rhabditida; Aphelenchoididae.
AUGGAAGGAGGAGACAGUUGCAUUAGUGAAAUUCAUUCAACUCAAGAAGAUUCUGACUCCAAGAUCUUGGAAAAGGUUGUUGUGAAAGGUAAGAAUGCUUUAUUAUCUUUUCUAUUGUUUUACCGAUGGCUUUUUAUUAAAAAAUAUUAUUUUAGUUGAUGCUACAAAACUUGUAAAUUAUUGUUUUAUAAAAGGUUUUUUCUGUAAAAUAUUGUUUUAGUCAAUGAUAAGAUCGAUUCUCUUCUCAGUUAUUGCUUUUUUAGUUCUUCCAAUUCUGAAUUCUGUUUCAGAGAAGUCAAAGAAGCUCAGAUGUGCAGUUUCAGCCAGCGGCGAUGGAUUCAGACGUCAAGGAAAUGCGUUCUCGCCGUCUUCAGGUGCGGUCAGUGCUGAAUUCAUGAGAAUGUACUAUGGUUUCGAGAGGAUCAAGAUCCCGGCUGAGCCCGGUGUGAAAGUGGCGAAGAUUGACAACUUUAAGACAGUGCCAGGAUCUGGAAUUAUGGAGAAUCUGGGGAGAAUGCCUGUUAUCAGUGCCACAUCGAAUGGAGUCAUUACGAUUCAGCUGUCUAACAACCUGGACAUUGACAUGAGCAUCGAACAGAACGUUCGUGUCAGAAGUCCUUUUUUCACUGUAAGGUUUUAUGUUAUCGACUAUGUCUUACUUAAAAAUUUAUAAGUUGUUACCUAAAGUAGUUUGUUUGAAGUUUUUAUUGGGAAAAUUGAGUUUUUUAUGCAACUCCUUUGCUAUUUAUGUUGGAGAGCUUUACAUAUAGCUUUGGUAUAUGAUUUUUUAUUGUUAUAGUGACUAAAGAGUUGUGUUAUGUUUCAGUCAAUGUCCACGGCCAGUAAUCGUUGUACUGCGUUGGUCCACGAGUCUGGAAUGCUGUUGCACGAUGGUCGUGUGGUCAACGGAUACUUUCGUAUGUUUUGACGUGUUUUACAUUAGCUAACUUACACGUUUUUAAGAUACAUAAUAAUAUAAAUGGCAGAGUUUAUUUUAUAUGUAUAAAUGAUAUAAUUUUAGGUAUAUCUUGAUUAUUCAUACUUUUUUUGUUAUAUUUUGCUUAAUAAUAUUGUUUUAGCUGCGAAUACCCAUAAUAAUAUAGAGCACAAUGCUGUAAUUGGUCCAACUGGUAUUGUCUUUUCGUCUUCCAACUUGUCCACUGCCUAUUAUGUUGAUCCGGACUUCAACUUUACUCCGAUCGAUUCGAAGGAAAUCGACUUUCCUUUUAUGAAAUACGACUUUGCUUCUAAGAUCUUCUUCACAAAGUGUCCAUUCAGCAAUAAAGUAGGUUUUGGGUAAUAACAUAGCGGUAUAAAUGGAGAUUUAUCUACUACAAUACUAAUUUCUUUGAUUUUUUUAAUUUUAGGUAAAAUGAUUACUGUAAUAUUUUUUAAUCUAAGACGACUACUAUAAUAUUUUAGCGUUUGGAAAGAUGUCAAUUCUGGCUGAAGACGGCUACUGUGAGCAGAAUGAGGUUGAUGAGAGAGACCCACUAUCAGGUCAGCAUUGGUCCUCUGCUGGUCCUCGAGGAUACUGCAACCGGCCAGGUUGAGAUCACCUGCCCAUUCCAAAAAAUACUCUGCAAUUCUAAGACUGGCAGCAUUGAAGUUCGAAAUUCAAACAAGAUUUGUCUGACAGCUGGAGUAAGUGUUUUCUUUAUAUUAUAGUAGGCUUUCUAGGUAGUACUUAUAUCUUUUACACUGUAUGUUGAAUAAUAGAAAAGUGUGGUAUACGGUAGUGUUAAAAUGUUUAUAUAUAAUAUAGCGUUUAGAGUAAUUUAUUCAACAUUGUUAUUGCUCUGUGUGGUGGGACAUUAAGUAUAUGUUGAUGUAGGUGUGGAUGACUUGUUGCGUUCUAUUUAGUUCCGAGAGUUUACUUUAACUAAUUUUGGGUUCUCUGGGGACCUGUUACACCCAAUUGCCGCAUACCAAUUCAUUACCCAAUUUUCAUCUAAUGUACUCUUGAGCGUCAUGGUUAAGGUGUUUCUUUUAAUUUAUAUGUAAUAGUUAUAGCUAUGACGUACUCUAUCUAAUUGCUUUCAAUAACAUGGGCAGUACAUCUAUAUAUACAGCUUCUAACAUUGGUUUAUGUAUGUAAGAGUAAGCAUGCUAGUCAGUAAUGUACAUCCAUUUUCGAUGUUAUGUACAUUUGUUUUGUAUUAUAUAAGUACUGUUAUGUUUGAUGUUGAAGUAAUCGUACGUAAAUACAUUAAUGCUAGAACAAGUACCUCUACUUUGUAGAUAUAUUUUUGUAAUGUAGAUGAACAUAGACGUGUGUCUGUAGAUGUAUUCUUGUUAGACGUAUAUUGUUUUUGAAGAUGAGGGUAAGGUUAUGUGUAAGCACAUCAAUUUGUAUUUGUUGUCUAGGUAUGGCAUAAGUAAUGUCACUAGGUGUAUAAGCAGCUAAUUGUGUGUUAGGUUUUGUUAUUGUUUAUGAUAAUAUUUUUGUAGAGCUUGUUGUUUAUGUUAAUAUAGUUAGUGUUGUGUGUUAUAUAGGAUGUCAUGUAAAUCACGGUAUCUUACCUAACAUCUGAAAUUAGUGAUUUUGUGAUGUCUUGUUUACUUUGUAACUUGCUUAAACAUAAAUUAAAGAUGGUGAUGUAGUGUUUUAUGUUCUCUAUACCUUGUAAUCUUUGCUUACAAUUAGUGGUGUUAUGAUGUAGACUUUUUAUAACUUAUUAUUUACCAUAAUGUAGACCUGGUGAUGUUAUGUAUGAUGUGUGGUAACUCUUAAAACCUUACUUUUACGUUGUUAUGUGUAAUAUUGUUUGCAGACGAACGGAAUGUCGUCGAUGAAGCUGGACAAGAAGCGGGUCCACGUCUCCUGUAGCGGGUUUCUGGCGUCGGAAGGCGGUGCCGCGGCCUCCCUUCACGCGACGGGAGAGCUGAGUUGUUAUUGA